Molecule: messenger RNA, 1320 nt
Organism: Salvia splendens (bonfire salvia)
Lineage: Eukaryota; Viridiplantae; Streptophyta; Magnoliopsida; Lamiales; Lamiaceae
Exons: 3
Coding region: 72-968 (298 amino acids)
Source: RefSeq, a predicted model, not a curated record
UUUCAACUAAUUUGUUAAAUCUCCACUGUGAUUUAACGCUUUCUAAUUUCCUCUCUCUAUUUCCUCCGGCCAUGCUAUGCAGAAAAUCCGGCUCCACCUGGCUGGACCGGUUGCGAGCGGCCAAGGGCUUCCCUGCCGAUGCCACCGGUCUCGAAAGCUUCCUCCACAACCCUAAUCCUCCGCCACUCGAACCACCGCCUCCCCAACCGAAUUCCGUCUCCAUUCGCGAUCCGACUCAAAAUGAGGAUAAGCAAUUGCUCUGUAUAAUGAGCGGUGUUCUCAAUGAGCUAUUCAAUUUUGGGGAUAAAUGCAGUAAUUCAACUAAUUUCAAAAAAUCCGCCCGCAAACAGGCAAACCCUAAGAUUUGUGCAUUUUCCGGCAACGACGAUGCAGCUCCAGGGAAGGUUACAUUGCUGAGGGGCAACGACAGCAACAGUGGAGUGGAGGGAGUGAAAAUGUUGGAUAGAUGGGAAACGGAAGAGGAGGGGGUUAAGAGGGAUGCCAGUUUGGCGGGCUUUUCUCGGACGGAAGUGACGGUUAUUGAUACAAGCUACGAGUCAUGGAAGUUUGAGAAGCUGUUGUACAGGAAGAAAAAUGUGUGGAAAGUGAGGGAUAAGAAGGGGAAGAGUGAGAAUGUGGGGGGUAAAAAGAAGAGGAAAAUGUGUGAGACCGCGGAGGAGGGUCAUCGACAUGGAGUCAAGAAGUGGAAGCUUGAUAAGAAUGAUGGGGUUGGUGAGCAGUGUGCUUUGUCAAUGCCACCAUUGAGUGAAGUGAAUUAUCAGACCAAUGCACCUGAAGUUCAUGAUAUGCACUCAAACAAAGUUGUAGGGACUAACAAAAAACACCAAUCCUUGUCCUUGGAAAAUGGGAGCGCAUCAGUUAUUCUUAUCAAGAGCAUACAUGCUGGGAAGAAAAACGGAACAAGUAUUUCCAAAAGCUUUCCGAAGUUCAAACAAAAGAGAAAUUAAGGAUGCAAAUGUUCAUUCUGGUGCUGAACCUGCAAAAUACUUGACUGCGAUAAUCUGUUGUUAUAAGCAAGCAUUGAGGGUUUCAGGUACAUGACUCCUGGAAUAUGCUAAACUUCGCAUUCAUCAAGCAGUUCUAUUUCUGCACAAUCCAAAGUUCAUUGGCCGCCAUACUCGUAUUAUGGGCUAUUCUGAUUGGCUCAGGCAUACUAGAAGUGUGAUGCCUCAUUGUUUUGUGCAUAUAAACAUUGCAUUGAAACUUGUAACUAUGCUAUUGUUGUUCACUAGACUUGAUGGUAAAUCAUCAGAUUGAUCUAUAUUCAUAAGUUGGCAAGAUGAUUCAUUUGGAAGUUUA